GCGCCGGAUUGGUGGAGCCCGGUCACGUGGCCACCGCUGCGCUCGAGGUUCUACUACAGCUGGGAGGGAGCCGCUCGAGAGAGAGGACAGAGUGCGAGAGGCGGCUGUGCCUGCGACGCUUCGCACAAAGUUUUUUGGAGUAUGGGAGACAAGAGGAGUCCGACGAGGCCGAAACGCCAAACGAAACCCUCCGCCGACGACGGCUACUGGGACUGCAGCGUGUGUACGUUCAAGAACAGCGCUGAAGCGUUCAAAUGCAUGAUGUGCGAUGUCAGGAAGGGCACGUCAACACGGAAACCUCGUCCUGUCACACAGCAGUUUGCUUCGCCCACACAGCCCAAGAAAGAGAAAAAGGAAAAGACAGAGAAGGACAAGAACGAGAGAGAACCAACACUGAAAAAGAAUAGCCACAAGAAAAUGAGGCCCAGGUUAAAAAAUGUGGACCGCAGCAGCGCACAACAUCUGGAAGUGACAGUGGGGGAUCUGACGGUUAUCAUAACAGACUUUAAGGAGAAAACUAAGCCCUCCUCCAGUUCGUCCUCCAGUGCAGCUGGAGACCACCACAGCCAGAGCGGAUCCAACUCAGACAACACAGAGAAGGGGAUCUCCAGAUCCUCGUCCCCGCGAGGGGAGGGUUCCUCACUCAAUGGGGAAUCUCACUAAGAACCUGUGGAUUACGAACGUUACUUCCAGUCUCCUGCACCUAAUAUAUCCAUUUUAAACGAACAGUUACAGGAGCGUGCUUAUGUAUGCCAAGACUUACCGAGACACAGACUUAACCCAGCAAUAUAAGCCAUCUCUCACUACUUACCACAGUUAUAAGAUCAGAAACAUAGGAUUUGACCACAAUACACUCACCCUGGUUUGUUACAGUGCCCAGUAGGUCAGCUUGAGAUAAACUGUAGAAUUUGUAAGCAAUUUUGAUGAUUGAAUUUUGACGAUUUAAUUCCUAUAGCAUGUGGUAGUAUUUUGAAUUGGAUAAGUAUUGUUUUUAUGUUUGGAUUUGGACAUUGACACCCAUUCUUGUUCUCGUCAUUAUCUUAAAUGGUUCAUUUCAUAAACCAUUAUUUUUUUUAAAAAACCACAAUGUAAUUUCUGCAACAGCACCCAUUACGUCUUGACAAUUAGCCCUGGGGCUUAAAAACAUUAAACUGGAACAUUGUUCUGAACGUAUUAAAUUACGUGUCUGUUGCAAAUUGUUACUUUAAUAUACUUUAAAUGCAUUACAUGAUGAAGUCAUCUAUGAAUAACUGUGACCCAAACAAGACUUCCUUUCUCAAUUGUUUGUUGCACCUGUUGGUACAUUUUGUAUGGUUUUAUGAGAUGCAGAAAUUAAUUGUUUAAAUUGUUCUUGUUCAUGCGGUUUUAUUUGAAACUUGUCAUAGAUUUCAUCACUUGUGCGGCUAGUUCUACCAGCGCUGUUUUGUGUUAGACUGUCUUGAUAUAAUUCUGUUAAUUCCACAAGAAACAUAACAUUUAUGACUAAAAAUGACAAAUGUAUUUGUAAGAUGUUGAAUUCAUCCCCUCCUUUAUGAUGAACAGUGGUAUAUAAAUAUAUUGCAGUAGAGGAAAUAUCUCUAAAUAAAAUUUAAGAUUUAGAA
Messenger RNA from Carassius gibelio (silver crucian carp), 1601 nucleotides. RefSeq names its product YY1 associated factor 2 (gene yaf2). Gene Ontology annotation, cellular component: nucleus. NCBI's taxonomy places the organism in Eukaryota, Metazoa, Chordata, Actinopteri, Cypriniformes, Cyprinidae. The record is from RefSeq and is a predicted model, not a curated record. Gene Ontology annotation, molecular function: DNA binding; transcription coregulator activity. Gene Ontology annotation, biological process: positive regulation of DNA-templated transcription. The transcript has 4 exons. Bases 142 to 663 code for a protein of 173 amino acids.